Molecule: messenger RNA, 740 nt
Organism: Penicillium subrubescens
Lineage: Eukaryota; Fungi; Ascomycota; Eurotiomycetes; Eurotiales; Aspergillaceae
Product: methyltransferase domain-containing protein
Exons: 4
Coding region: 309-740 (143 amino acids)
Source: RefSeq, a predicted model, not a curated record
AACACUAUCUCAGGAAUAGCUAGAAUAUUAUGAACAAUAUCGCACUGCGACGACAACCCUCAAAGCUACCCUGCAUCCAUAAUAUAACACAGAGUCAGCACCAAGUAUGUCUCAAAUAGCCGACGCAGCUGAAUGCAGCCUCAACAGAAAACCCGGGAGGAGAAAUGGCAGAAUCAUCUACUCAAUUCCAAAUAACAUCAAAGAACGGUCUGAACCAUCAGUAGAAAUGGGAUAAAAUCGGUCUUGAGCGCGUCAAGGAGCCAACCCGGACUCUGCUCGAGAAGUGCAGUAAAAUCCCAGACGACCAGAUGGACAACUAUGUUAUGCAAGUGAGAGAUCGAGCAUUUGCGGUGCUUGCGCAUAAGGCCAGUAUGACAAACACACCUAAUAUAUUCCCCCCGUAUAUAUUCAAAGGUGUACCACCCUCCAACCUCUAUAGCUCAGACCUCCGCCCCGAGUUUUUCAACUUGGGCUAUGACCUCUUCCUCGACCGCUCAACCAUCAAGGCCACUUUCAUCCCCAGCGAUAUCUUCGACGACACCUCUGCGCUAUUCCAGCAUCUACCUAGCAAACUCAACAUCAUAAACGCAGCCUCCUUCUUUCACUUUUUUGACUGGGGACGCCAGGUUGCCGUCACGAAACAGGUGGUGAAGUUGUUACGACCAGUGCCGGGCUCCCUUCUCACUGGGCGGCAUUCGGGUAAUGUGCAGCCUGGGAAACGGGAGGGAUCGGAGCUUUGA